CAAACAAGACAGUCCAAUAAUAGAAAAAUUCCAAACAUUCCAUUCUAUUCUUUCUAGAAAAUGAAUGUAUUUCUUCAUCAGUUUCUUCUCUUUCACAACAAUCACACAACUUCCAUGCCCUCCAUGAUCUGCCUUCUCCUUGGCUUUGUUGUCUCCUCUUUCCUCUUCAUCUUCGUGUCCAAGAAACUACUGUCCAGACACAACAUGUCUGAAGUUUCUAGGCUCCCCUCUGUCCCAGUGGUGCCAGGGCUUCCGUUGAUUGGGAACUUGCUGCAACUAAAAGAGAAGAAACCACACAAGACUUUCACUAGAUGGUCUGAGCUUUAUGGUCCUAUUUACUCUAUCAAGAUGGGCUCUUCCUCUCUUGUUGUUCUCAACUCAACCGAAACAGCCAAAGAGGCGAUGGUAACUAGGUUUCCAUCAAUCUCAACAAGAAAGCUAUCAAACGCCUUAACAGUCCUCACUUGCAACAAGUGUAUGGUUGCUACAAGUGAUUAUGAUGACUUCCAUAAACUAGUGAAACGCUGUAUCUUGAAUGGCCUUUUAGGUGCAAAUGCACAGAAACGAAAGAGACACUACAGAGAUGCUCUAAUUGAAAACGUGACUUCCAAGCUGCAUGCGCACAAAAGAGACCACCCGCAAGAGCCUGUGAACUUCAGAGCUAUAUUCGAACAUGAGCUAUUUGGAGUAGCCUUGAAGCAAGCCUUUGGGAAAGACAUUGAAUCCAUCCACGUAGAUGAACUCGGUGAGACUUUGUCAAGAGAAGAGAUCUUCAAGGUUCUAGUACACGACAUGAUGGAAGGUGCAAUCGAUGUUGAUUGGAGAGACUUCUUCCCAUACUUGAAAUGGAUUCCUAACAAUAGCUUUGAAUCAAGAAUCCAGCAGAAGCACAAACGUAGAGUCGCAGUGAUGAACGCUCUCAUUCAAGAUUGUCUGAAGCAGAAUGAUUCAGAUGAUUGCUAUCUCAACUACUUGAUGUCUGAAGGGAAGACACUAACCAAGGAGCAGAUUGCAAUCUUGGUUUGGGAGACGAUUAUUGAGACAGCUGACACUACUCUGGUCACAACUGAGUGGGCUAUUUACGAACUUGCAAAGCAUCAAAGUGUUCAAGCUCGUCUGUGUGAAGAAAUCAAAAGUGUCUGCGGUGGAGAAAAGAUUAAAGAAGAGCAGUUGCCUCUGCUUCCUUAUGUCAAUGCAAUCUUCCAUGAAACGCUUAGGAAGUACAGUCCUGCUCCUUUAGUUCCCAUUCGCUAUGCUCAUGAAGAUACCGAGAUAGGAGGAUAUUACGUCCCUGCAGGAAGUGAGAUAGCAAUAAACAUAUAUGGAUGCAACAUGGAUAAGAAGCGUUGGGAGAAGCCAGAGGAGUGGUGGCCGGAGAGGUUCUUAGAUGAUAGAUACGAGUUGUCUGAUCUUCAUAAGACGAUGGCGUUUGGAUCGGGGAAGAGGGUUUGUGCUGGUGCACUUCAGGCGUCUCUGAUGGCAGGGAUUGCUAUUGGGAGAUUAGUUCAAGAGUUUGAAUGGAAGCUUAGAGACGGUGAGGAAGAGAAUGUUGAUACCUAUGGUUUGACCUCUCAGAAGCUUUAUCCUCUCAUGGCUAUUAUCAAUCCAAGGCUUUCUUCUUAAGUUAAUACAUCUUUCUUGUUUUUUGGUUAGUCUGAGUUUUGUCUGUUUAAUGUGUUGCACUGUCUGAAUAUUAUGGAAUCCUAUGUUUGGUUCGGUUGUUUGUUAUAUUCAAGUUUUAAACGUUUUCUAGAAUA
This is a messenger RNA of Brassica oleracea var. oleracea, 1757 nucleotides long. RefSeq names its product ent-kaurene oxidase, chloroplastic. Gene Ontology annotation, molecular function: iron ion binding; ent-kaurene oxidase activity; heme binding. NCBI's taxonomy places the organism in Eukaryota, Viridiplantae, Streptophyta, Magnoliopsida, Brassicales, Brassicaceae. The record is from RefSeq and is a predicted model, not a curated record. Gene Ontology annotation, cellular component: endoplasmic reticulum; chloroplast outer membrane. Gene Ontology annotation, biological process: gibberellin biosynthetic process. Bases 61 to 1623 code for a protein of 520 amino acids. The transcript has 6 exons.